UCAUGACAACCUUGACUGGUUAAAAGAUGAUAAAAUAAAAGAUAAAUUUGGGAAAAGAAAAUUAGAUCCAGACUAUAAUCCUCGAACGUUAUAUGUGCCAGAAAGUUUUAAGAAGAAUCUCACUCCGGCCAUGAAGCAAUGGUGGGAUAUGAAAAUAGAUCAUUAUGAUACAGUCUUGUUCUUUAAAGUUGGUAAGUUUUAUGAACUUUACCAUAUGGAUGCCGUUAUUGGUGUGAAAGAGCUUGGAUUGUCAUUUAUGAAAGGAGAAUUUGCACAUUCAGGAUUUCCGGAAAUCGCUUAUGGCCGAUUCUCCGAGUGUUUAGUUCAGAAAGGCUAUAAAGUGGCUCGAGUGGAACAAACCGAAACACCUCAAAUGAUGGAAGAGCGUUGCAAAAAUAUGAAUCGACCAACAAAAUUUGAUAAAGUUGUAAAUCGAGAAAUUUGCCAAGUGACAACAAAAGGAACAAGAACUUUAACAUAUCAAGAAGAACCUAUGGGACCAGAAAAUAAUUUUUUGUUAGCUAUAUGUGAAAAGCAUUUUGAAGACUCUGAAAAUGAACUAGAAUAUGGCAUAUGUUUUGUGGACACAACAAUUGGAAAAUUUACUCUUAGUCAAUUUAAAGAUGAUCGACAUCGAUCAAGAUUGUUGACUUUAGUAGCACUUUAUCCACCAGUUGAGAUUAUUUAUGAGAGGUCAUCUGUUUCUAAAGCCACUUUGCAACUGCUGAUUAAUAAUUUAAGUAGUGUUCCUAAGGAAGCUUUGAACUCGGGAUCAGAGUUUUGGGACUCGACUAAAGUCUUGAAGUAUCUUUCUGAAAAAAAGUACUUCAAGGAAGGAGAUGCAGAAGAAAUUCCUGAUGUUUUGAAAAACAUGCUUGAUGAAGAUGACAGAUUGCAACAAACUCCUUUGAAGCAGUAUGAACUUGCAUUUAAAUCCUUAGGUGCUUGCAUUUGGUACCUUAAAGAAUGCUUUAUUGAUGAUAGUUUAGUCACCAUGAAAUUAUUUGAAGAGUACCACCCUGCAGAUGGAUUUACAAAAGAACCUACAAAAACAAGAAAUUUCAGCAAUCAGCAUAUGGUUCUUGAUGGUACAACUCUUAAUAAUUUGGAAAUAGUUCCAAACAAUGCCUCAGAAAAUGAUGGAAGUUUAUAUACCACAAUGGAUUUUUGUUCUACAAAGUUUGGCAAACGGUUGUUUCGUUAUUGGUUAUGCUCACCAUUAUGCAACCCAAAAUCCAUAGCUGACAGAUUAGAUGCUAUUGAAGAUUUGAUGAAAAUACCCGAUGUUGUCGACCAUGUAACGACUAGGUUGAAAAAAAUUCCUGAUUUGGAACGAAUGUUAAGCAAGAUUCAUUCGCAAGGUAUAUCUAGAUCAAAAAGCCAUCCUGAGUCAAGGGCCAUUUUUUAUGAAGCUGAUAUUUACAACAGAAGAAAACUCCAAGAUUUUCUUUUAACUCUAGAUGGAUUCAAAGAAAGCAUUGAUGUCAUAGCAGAGUUUGAAGGCCAUGCAGAUCAUUUCAAGUCCCGUCUUCUUAAAAAAUGUGUCAAGACUGCAGAUAAUGACGGUAGCUUUCCGAAUCUCUCUGAUGCCCUAGACUAUUUCAAUCACGCCUUCGACCACAAGGAGGCAAAAAAAGAAGGAAACAUAAUUCCUUGUAAAGGUGUCGAUGAAGAUUACGAUUCUGCCUGUGCUGAGCUGAGAAAAGUAGAAGGCGACCUCGAUGACUAUUUGAAUGAAUUGAAAAGAAAGUUUAAUUGCAAAGUUUCCUACGUCGGCAGUGGCCGCACGCGAUUCCAAGUCGAAAUCCCGGACAAUAAAAAAGUUCCCGAAGACUUUGAAUUUCAAGGCGCAAGAAAAGGCUUCAGAAGGUUUUAUACGGAUGAAGCGAGAGGUUAUUUAGCCCGCUACAUAGCAGCCGAAGAGAGCCGCGAGCUAGCGUUGCGUGAUGUGUCACGCAGAAUUUAUGCCCAUUUUGACAAAGAUUAUGAACUAUGGAAAUCUGCUAUUCAUUGUUUGGCCACGAUUGAUGUGUUGCUAAGUUUGCACCAGUAUAACAGGUCCAGUGAUGUCUCGAUGUGCAGGCCGGAGUUUGUGCUGCCGGAUGAAGACACGGAGCCCUUUUUAGAAAUCGUUGAGGGAAAGCAUCCAUCAUUUUUGAAAUAUUUCACUGAUGAUAGCUAUAUACCUAACAGUGUCUACAUUGGAUCUAAAAUGAAGGAAGCAAAGGAAAAUAUUAACAGUGGUGGAAGAGUAGUUCUCGUGACUGGACCGAAUAUGGGUGGCAAGUCUACGUUAAUGAGGCAAGCUGGAGCGUUAGUCAUUAUGGCUCAAGUAGGUUCUUUCAUUCCUGCUGUCUCAAUGAAGUUGACACCUGUUGAUCGUAUAUUUACUAGAGUUGGAGCAAAUGAUCAAAUUAGUAAAGGAGAAAGUACAUUUUUUGUAGAAGCGAGUGAAACAGCAAGUAUUAUUCAUCAUGCUACACGUGAUUCCUUUGUUCUUGUUGAUGAAUUGGGCCGAGGAACUUCUACUCAUGAUGGAACAGCCAUUGCAUAUUCUGUCUUAGAUAAUUUAGCUAACUCCAUAUGCUGCAGAACAUUGUUUUCAACUCACUACCACAGUUUGGUGGAAGACUUCCAUUCUCAUCCGACUGUCGGACUCGGACAUAUGGCUUGUAUGGUGGAAAAGGAUAAUGAUUGUCCUGCCUUGGAAAGAAUUACUUUUCUGUAUAAAUUCAUAGAUGGGGCCUGCCCAAAAAGUUACGGAUUUAAUGUUGCUUUGUUAGCGGGUGUUGCUAACGAUAUUGUCCAGAAAGGUUUUACAAAAGCUCAAGAAAUGGAAUGUGUGCCUAGAAUAUCUAAGCUUUUAAAGAAAUUUUUAUCCAUAAAAGAAGCUUCUGACAUCACAAGUGAAAUACAGAGGAGGGUAGCUGCCAUUUAAUUCGGUAUGGAAAUGAAAUGAGUGUGAAAAAUUGUGAUCCAAAUAAUUGAAUGAACUUUUCCAGCAUUUAGAUGCAGCCUCUCUAUUAGAUGCAAAUCUCUCACUAAGUAUUGUGGAAGGGGCAUUGUAACCAAAAG
Uloborus diversus is the source of this 3075-nucleotide messenger RNA. It is a transcript of the gene Msh6, whose product is annotated as DNA mismatch repair protein Msh6-like. The record is from RefSeq and is a predicted model, not a curated record. Gene Ontology annotation, cellular component: nucleus; MutSalpha complex. Gene Ontology annotation, molecular function: ATP binding; ATP-dependent DNA damage sensor activity; mismatched DNA binding. The coding region runs from base 131 to 2938 and encodes 935 amino acids. The transcript has 21 exons. Lineage: Eukaryota; Metazoa; Arthropoda; Arachnida; Araneae; Uloboridae. Gene Ontology annotation, biological process: mismatch repair.